UCUGCUUUCAGUUUUGGGGUAUAAAUUCUGAUCACAACUAGCAGCAACAGAAAUACCACAGACAUCACCAUGAACACUUGUCCUAACUUUUGAUUUUGUAAUGAAAGUAGCAGCAUUGGCGGCAAAGUACAGUGCUUAGCAUUACCACCUCACAGCUCUGGUCUCCCCACAUGCCCUGUCAUGGACUGAAGUCUCAUCCAAGGGACUUCUGAAAAUUCAUAGAAAACAACUACUGUAACUUAUUGUUGACACAGAUGAUGCAGAUAAAAUAAAAUCUGUGAUUUGGGAUCAGCACAGAUGGAGUCAAAGCAGCAAAAAGACAGUGUUGAUGAAAACGAACAAAGGUUGUUUGCCUCUUUACAAGAAAUGAAGUCCAAAUGCUUUCUUGUGGUCAACACUCCAGGAAAUACGAGUGAGAAAAUAAAGUCAUCAAUUAAAGCAGCAGUUGAUACUCUGCAACUGGAAAGAGAUCACGUCAUUCUGAAAAGCAAAACCAUGAAUUUUGCUACAUUUUCAAAGAUGAUCAGUUCUUCCAUUACAAAAGUGCUGGGUGAACAUCACAGGGCAUGUGAAAUCGAGGCUAUGAAGACAGUUGCUCAGAACUUAGGCCUUAGAAUUGAUGAAAAUGAUAGCACAGCCUGUGUGUCAGCAAACAAAACAGCAGAGGAAAUCAUGAAAUGCAUUGGAGUUCGUCACAUAGUGGAAUAUAAAAAGUCACAUCUGCCACUGCAAGGUGAAAACUGGAAAAGACUGGCUCAGAUAGAAAAAGAGCAAUGCCGAUUACAACAUUCAGGGGUGUUGAGUUUGGAGGAGUAUAAGGCCCAACUUCAAAAUGAAAAAGAAGAAAUUCGAGAAAAACAAAGCAACCAUAAGAUUACAAAAACAAUGGACAUCUUAAUGAAGGCAUUGUCAACCUCAGAUGAUAUCGAGCGAGCCUUUUUUCUCAGAUGGCUGGGACUAAAGCUGGACAUGCGAUCACGCAAACACAUGACAGACCUUCGGCACAAAUACAGAGAGUGUGAACAAAAGAAAGACAGAGAUGCUGUAGCCCAAUUAGACCAGGAGCUGAUUGACGCUUCUCUUGGCAUCGAGCAUUACCUGAGAGAGCUGGGACAAAUCUAUGAGGCUGCUUCAUUUGUUUCACACAAAAUAACUGAUAAAAUAAGCAAUCUUCCUACUCUGGCUGCCAAACUGCUUCUGGCUGGAUUUCCUCUUGAAAUACUUGAUGGAGAUGCAUCAAAUGUCCCAGAGAAAUGGGUAUGUGAUGUUCUCAUGGAGCUUCAUAAGAUGGUUAAGGAAAGGAGCCGUUUGCUGGUUAUAACUGUGUUAGGGGUUCAGAGUUCUGGUAAAUCAACACUGCUCAACACCAUGUUUGGAGUCCAGUUUGCAGUAGGUAGUGGAAGAUGCACACGUGGAGCAUACAUGAUUCUCCUACCUGUGGGUGAAGACUUGAAGGAAGAGUUACUUUGUGACUUUGUCCUUCUGAUUGAUACAGAUGGUUUGAAAUCACCAGCACUGGCACAAUUGGAAGACAGUUAUGAUCAUGACAAUGAAUUAGCUACCUUUGUGAUUGGUCUUAGCGACGUAACCAUCAUAAAUGUGGCAAUGGAAAAUUCCACAGAGAUGAAGGAUGUCUUACAGAUAGCAGUUCAUGCUUUUUUACGGAUGAAGGAAAUUGGUAAAAAAACAGUCUGCCACUUUGUUCAUCAAAAUGUUGCUGGUGUAUCAGCACAUGAGAAAAACAUGACAGACAGACAAAAGCUUCUGGACCAGUUAAAUGAGAUGACACUGAUUGCAGCUGAGAUGGAAAAGAAGCCUCAUGUGAAGAACUUCACUGAACUGAACUUCACACCACCAAUGGCACCAGUUAAUACAGGCUACAGUGCUGCUGUUCUUGAUUUUAAGAAAAAACUCUUGGAGAUGCUUAAAGCAAGAAAAGGUGAACAACUCCUCCAGAUCCCAGAGUUCCUGCAGUGGAUCAGAAGCUUAUGGAAGGCAGUGAAGUUUGAGAACUUCAUCUUCAGUUUCAGAAACACUCUUGUGGCCCAUGCCUAUGACAAUCUUUGCAAAGAGUUUUCAGACUGGGAAUGGUCUUUCAGAAAAAAUAUCUUGUCUUUGAUUUCUAAAGCAGAGGUUCAACUGUCUAACACUGAAACAAGCAGUAUUCAUGGGGUUGUUGAUGCACUUAACAAAAAAACCGUAAAAGAGCACAUGAUUCAAUCAGAAGAAAUGACAAAGAAAUUGAAAGACUACUACAAAACGAAAGACCGUAGUGUGCAUUUGGUGGAAAAAUACAAAACUGAUUUUAUCAAAAGCAUUAAAUCUCUGGAGACUGAAAUGAAGAAUGAAGUGAACAAACGAUUAGAUCUGGCUAUUGAGAUGAAGAAAAACACUGCAAAAUUAGAGGAGAUACACAGUAAGCAAGCUGCAAUGGUCGAAUCCCAAGUUCUGCAAUUACUUCAGAAGUACAAAGCUCGCAAUGAUGAAGAGUCUGACGAGGAUCUCAAAGCCGAUUUUGAAAGAAUGUGGAGAAGAGAGAUUGCAAACUUCACUGGCCUAAAAGAACGGGAUGUUCCCGCUGAUGUUUUGAAGCAAUUGCGAGCAAGCCUAGGAAAUCGCCAAGUCAAUGAGGAUUUGCAGAAUGUUACAAAUUUGACACAUUAUGGGCAAGACGUUUUCAAAGUCAGGUCAAAACAUAUAAAUAUGGGAAAAGGUUUGCAGGCUUUAACGGAUUUAUUUACAAAAAAGUCUACAAAGCAUGCUCUACAGAUUAUUGCAGAUAAUGCCAUUAAAAGUUGUAGUAGGAUGAUUGAGCAGUGUUCACAUUCCAAAAGUGAUUACCAAGAUACCUUUACAAAAGAUGUCCUUGAUGAAAUUGAUGCAAACCUCAAAAAAGGAAAUAAAUACAAUAUUACAUUUGAAAUUGAGCUUAAAUUGCACAUUUGUGGCAUUGCCUCUCGGACAUUCCUUGAGAUGCACAGGAAGUAUCUCUCUGAGCAAGAUCCUGUCAAGCAUUUACAGAAACUUAAGAAUCAAUAUCUCUCUAAUUUUAUUGAUUUGUACAGAGAGAGGGAUCAGUGCCAAAAGAAAGUACAAAACUUUACUCAGCUCUGUCUCAAACCAGCAGUGACUGAGUACAUCGACCAGUCCAUCGGACCUGACAUUGUUGAUGCAGUUUUGGAGAAUAAAUCUACCGCGUACAGUACAUGAUCUCUAUUUCAGUACACCAUUCAGAAGGAACUGCUGGAAAAAUCAAAUUUCAGUGAAUUUACAGAGUACAUUUUACAUUAUAAGAAUUAUGUGAAAGACUGGAUAUACAAUCACAUUGUUAGAUGCUUUUCCAUAGACUUAUCUCUGCAAAAAUUAAAAAUGAAGAAGCUGGAAAUCAUAAUAAAAAAGAUCACUGAAGCAGUGGAAACUUGUAAGCUUGAAGCCAGUGGCUCUCAUUUGCCUAAUGAUGCAGAAUGUAAAACAAAAUUGAUUCGAAAGCUUUGCAAAACUAUGAGGGAUGUCAUUUCAAUACCCAUGAGCACAGUGGACAGUGUCCUGUUUCAGAACACAAGCUGUUGUGAUCCAUUCACCAAAAGUCUCUGUGAAUGUAUCGAUGACCUGAAACAGCAAAUAUCAAAGGAGAUCUCAGAGUCAACUGAUAUCAAAGAGACACUGAAAAAUGUGUCAAUAAAACCCCAGGAUGAGCUUUUCAAGAGGGUGUUUGGAUGUGGAGUGCAGUGUCCAUUUUGCAAAACACCAUGUGAGGCAGGAGGAAAGGAACAUCAGCUACACCAUGCAGCUGUGCACAGACCACAAGGCAUUGGCACAUACAGAUAUAGUAUGACUAAUAUCCUUUGUGAAGAGAUCUGUACAUCUAGUGUUCAUGGCAAUGGAACAUUUCGAAAUCAGGACACAAAUUUACAACCUCAUCCCUACAAAGAAUACCAGAAAUAUUACCCAGACUGGCAUAUUGCACCUGACAUGUCAAUAGAAGCCUCUGAUUACUGGAAAUAUGUGCUGGUGACAUUCAAUAAGGAUUUUGCUGAAAGUUAUAAAGCAUUGCCAGCUGUUUAUCCAGAUGUGUGGAAUCAAAUCACUAAAGAUCAAGCUUGUAAUAGUCUGAAGCUCAUGUUUAAUAUUAAAUAAUGGUAAACUGGCAAAAUUUCACUGCAAACAUUGAAAUUUGUGAAGAAGACAAACUCCAUCACUCAAAGUUCUAUCACUUAUGUUAUUGCUCAGGUGAAGCAGAAACUGGAGAAAUAGUUAUGCCUGAAUCAAUGUUAUUGGGAUUAUGAUAUUGGGGAUUUAAAUGGUUUCUAAUAAACACUAUAUCUGUAUGCCUUAUGAUUUUUUAAUGGUUUUAGAUGGUUGGAUUAUUUAGAUGGUUGGAUUAUUUCUUUGA
Messenger RNA from Tachysurus vachellii, 4393 nucleotides. RefSeq names its product interferon-induced very large GTPase 1-like. The record is from RefSeq and is a predicted model, not a curated record. Gene Ontology annotation, molecular function: GTP binding. Lineage: Eukaryota; Metazoa; Chordata; Actinopteri; Siluriformes; Bagridae. Bases 298 to 3210 code for a protein of 970 amino acids. The transcript has 5 exons.